Messenger RNA from Colletotrichum spaethianum, 219 nucleotides. Its product is annotated as efflux pump mlcE. Gene Ontology annotation, biological process: transmembrane transport. NCBI's taxonomy places the organism in Eukaryota, Fungi, Ascomycota, Sordariomycetes, Glomerellales, Glomerellaceae. The record is from RefSeq and is a predicted model, not a curated record. The transcript has a single exon. The coding region runs from base 1 to 219 and encodes 72 amino acids. Gene Ontology annotation, molecular function: transmembrane transporter activity.
AUGGGGGAGCUGGAAGUGCAGCAUACGUUCCUUGCCUUCCUUUUCGUAUUCGAGGUCGGCUCCGCCGUGUGCGGAUCGGCCCAGUCAUCCAAGGCAUUGAUAGUCGGCCGAGUCGUGGCCGACCUCGGCGGCUCCGGUAUCGUAAACGGUGCCCUCACCAUCGUGUCUGCGUUAGCCAUGUGGAACCGGCCCUACAAAAGAGCGGAUUGUGCCUUGUAG